Messenger RNA from Coccinella septempunctata (seven-spotted ladybird), 3289 nucleotides. RefSeq lists its product as uncharacterized. The transcript is spliced from 6 exons. Lineage: Eukaryota; Metazoa; Arthropoda; Insecta; Coleoptera; Coccinellidae. The record is from RefSeq and is a predicted model, not a curated record. Gene Ontology annotation, molecular function: protein binding. Bases 223 to 3138 code for a protein of 971 amino acids.
CAUUUGACAGUGACAUUAUUUUAUAAAUACUGGAAAAAAAAAUUUUUUCAAACUUUCAGAUACCUAUGAAUUCACCAGAAAAUAAUAUGAAAAAUUAUGUAGGAAUAGACAAAAAAUUAUAAUAAGAAUGGUCUGAUGGAAGCUACGAUAUUAACUGUAAUGGCUAAGGUGUAAACAAUUUGAAACUUUAUCAAAGUUGGAAUUUUCAAAUUGUUAUUCGAUAUGAAUUCAAAUUCCACGCCAGUUUCAGUUACUAGUGAUGAGGUAGAUAAUUUUAAACGGAGUUUGUCGCAAUUGCAAACUCCCAGUGCAUUAGAAAGAGUUGUUGAUUGGAUGGGAAUUAAUGAAAAGGAAACCUUAGCAUGUAGAGAUGAUAAGAAUUCAAACAAUUCAAGCACUUUCUUCAGAUGUGACUAUAAGGUAAACACUAUUGCUCCUGAAAUGAAAAAUGAAGAUGCAAAUAUUACAUCCGUCUUUAAUAGAAGUGUUCCAUUAUGUGAGUCGCCUAACUCCUUAGAUAGUAAAUCAACAUUCACACAAGAAAAAAAUGAACCUCAAGUAAUUGCUACAACUAGGAAUGAAUAUAUUACUGAUAAUCAGUUGAGGAGAAGAAAUGUGCAUGUCAUUGCUGCUUCAAGUGUUGAGAGGAAAAAAAAGGAACUCUGUUCAUAUUUGAAAUUGAUGACUCGUGAUGUUAAGAAAGAAAUAUUUCACUCUCAGUUUAGACGAUCGACAAGAGUGCAAAAUUUAGAAAGAAAAAAAAGAGUCUUGACAAAUCAUAAAUGCCAUGAUGUAGAAGUUUGCAGUGAAAAAUCAGCAAGAACAAUUAAGAGUAGAUUGAGCGAUGGUGUUGAAACUUUUGCCCUGCAGUCAUUCGAAGAUCUCAAUAUGAUAGUAGAUACAUCAAAAUACCCCUUACUGCAAGAGCAUAUUGAUGAAAAAAUAUUUAAUUUUGUUAUGCCACCAGAAACGGUUUUAAAGGAAUUCAAUGAUUUUAUACAUUGGAUUGAACCAUUCGUUAGCGAUCAAAAUUAUCAAAAUGGCACAUUCAACAUUAAAAAUAGUGAAAAUUUGGAUAAUAAAGACCUUACAGAAAUUAAUCACUGUCCUAAUAAAAAGUUACAAACACAGAAUUUUGAAUUGAAGAAAGUUCAUCAGAAAAAUGAAGAACUAAAUAAAUUUAAGAAACAAAUUGAAAAGAAAGAAAUUACAAUUGUUGAUACCUGUAAAAAUAAUGAAAAAAUAAAGAACAAUAAAAUAGAGCAAGAAUCUGAAUAUAAUACAAAAAAUAAUUCAAUUGAUCAGUCUUUAUCGAAGCAUAAUAGAGAAAAUAAAUGUAUUAUUUUACUACAUGAUGAAGCUACAGUUGAUGGGUUUGAGGAGGACUUUGAAAAAAAUAUUCCAAAUAUUGAAGAAGAAAUAAAUCAUCUUGAGGUUUGUGAAAAUAUCAAAAUAAGAAUUGAUUAUGAAAGCAAGCAUUCCAAGCAAAAACUGAAUCAUAUAAUUCCAUCCAUUGAUUGUAAUUCAAAGCCCAACAAUGUACAAAUGGGAAAUUUCAUGGGUUUUUCAAAGGAAGAUAUUGAAAAAAGUGAAGAAAUCUUAUCCGAGUUCAACUUUUGCAUUGACUGUAUUCAAUAUGUAUCUAAGAAAAAAGAUAAAAAGUGGAUAUCACAGAAGGAUUCAGUAGAACAGGGUAAUGAAUGUCUUUGUUUAAAAAAAGGAACAAAAUGUAAUUGUAGGCAUAUUAAAGCAGAAGUAGAGGAAAUUAAAUCGAAUAGUAGUACUACAUCUGACUCAUAUUCUAGUGUACAGUCUAAGAAUAGUUCGUCUAGUGAUUCUACCUCGAUAUCUGAGAAAACAAGUCUGAAAAAACAUCCAUCUCCAAAUUGUGAAAGAAUCAGUCCCAGUCAAAUUUUACCAUUACUAGUUGAAAUUGAGCCUUUUAGUGAAAAAACUGAGGUUCAGUCUUUACAUGAUCUUCUGAAGAGACAAGCUAAAAAAGUACCAAGUUCUGUUGUGUUGAAUUCUUUGCAUGAUUGGGAUUCGGAUAAUAGCAUGAAUGGAAAACAAAAAUAUAGUACAAGUAAAAAUAACUCUCAUUUCAUUUCAUUCAGUAAGGAAAAUGGUUUAAUUCAGAAUGCAGUAUAUGUGGAUUUUCACUUGAUACUUGUCCAAGAAUUUGCUGUUUCGAUGUGGAACCAAACUGCCCUUGGUAAUGUAUUAGGGGCCCAAAAUUUAUGGAUUUUCAACGGUGAUACACGGAAACUGAUUCUAAAUAAGGAAUGUGUACGAAAAAAAUCAUUAGAAAUGGCUGUAUCAAUGGAAAAUUGUGUUGCUUAUGUUGAGCUUUGGACCAAAGAACAUAAAUCAGACAUCCGUCAAGGACCAGUGGCUGAUAUUUUUGCAAUAGUUUAUUUUUGGAUCCAAAAAUUGAAUAAGAUGGAUAAAAAAGUUCAUCAGUUGGAAAAUAUCAAUGGAUUUUCUGAUGAUGUGCAAUAUGUAGUUUUGAAAUCUUCGUUGGAAAUAGUUGUGAGUUGGCAUUCAGUUAUUGAUGAUGUUAAAAUAACACAAGUUCACCUUUACAAAUUGGCUAAUGAUUUUCAAAAAAUAGUUAAUGUGAGGGCGAUGUCAAAAGUAGAGCAUUAUGUAUCAUCGUUACAUAAUAUUGAAGAUUGUGAAGAACUCUUAAUGGGGUGUGGAGAGCAUACAAUAACACUCUGGAAUAUAGAACAUGGAUAUAUUGUUGCUAGUAUAAAAUUGAACGAUAUAAAAUUAUCCCUUUCAACACUUUGGACAAAAUGUGAUAGAGGAAUUUUAUUCACAGUUCAGCAAUGUGUUGAUAAAGAACUAAGGCUGAUAGCUAUCAACGGCCGGAGUCAUUCAUGGAAAAAAUUGAAGAGUUAUAAGCCUCCUGAGGGUUUUGAAAGGAUUCAAAAUGUAUAUAUUGAGAAUGGUGUGUUGAUAUCUUUUUAUGAAGAAGGUAUACUUUGUUGGAAAGCUCAAACAGAGGAACAGAUUUUGGAAGAGACCCAUGAGACUGACAUGAAGUACUUCCCUUCUGGCAAAUAUGUCAUUAUGACAACUGAAAAAACUGUCUUUAUCAGACAUGCCCUUACACACCUUCUGACAGCAGAUUAGUAUAAUGUUCUAUAUUUCCUUAUUGUAAAUAGUUUCCUAUUGUUCGUUUGACUGUAUAUAACUACAAAAGAGUAUAAAGUUUUUAUAAAAAAUUAAAAUUUUUAUUAUGAUGAACCAAAAACUUACUUUAGAAUUUUUAUCGUAUUGUUGA